AUGUCUGUAAGUAGUCGACUUCUUAGCCUCGCAGCGAGCGAAGAGCUCCAAGCUAAAGGCCGGCCGCCACGCACGAAGCGCUAUGGCGCGAAGUUUGCAACGGGGUUCCUCGAGUUCUACAGGCAGUCUGAAAUGGCGGACUGCACGGUGGUUGGUCCUGAUGGCCGCGAGUACCAGCUGCACGGGCUCUUGCUUGCCUAUCAUAGUGAGUUCUUCCGGCGCGCUCUGUCUUCGGAGUUUAAGGAGGGCCAGGCGCGGCGGAUUGUGUUGCGGUUCGAGGACUCGGGCAACACUUGGUCCGCCCUCAUAGAGUAUUUUUACACGGAGGAAAUCUUGUUGACGGACGCCAACGUGUUGGCGCUCUUUGCCGCGUCCAGAGAGCUUAUGAUCCCCGCCAUCCAGGACUUUUGCGCGGACUUUGCCCAGAGCUCCCUGGACUCAUCCAACGCCAUUCAGUUUCUGUCUCAGGCGGUGCAGUACAACUGCGACCAGUUCAGAUCCAGCUGCGUGGCUCUGGUGGCGCAGUCCUUCAACACGUGCUGCUUUAAGCCCACGGACGGCCUGCCCGUGGAGGUAAUGUUGGAGAUUCUUGACCACCCGCAGCUGUACGUCCAGACGGAGGAGCAGGUUCUCCUGUUCGUCCAAAACUACGUCCGGCGUCACCAACUCGACGCCGACACCAUCCGCGCGCUUUACCGUACAGUACGACUGCCGUUCCUUUCCAACGAGCGCCUCGCCGCCCUGACGCUCGGCAGCGUUUGCGGCGAUGGUGGAAUCCGCGGAUUGGGUAAAGGCGGCGACGGAACGGAUGGCCGAGUGGACGCGUCCGGCGUCGUUGUCGCCGUCGCCGCCGGCGGACCCAUGGGUCAGGGCCCUCCCAAGGACCUCUUGCUUGCCGCGAUGGCCCAGCGGCUUUGUUGGAUUGACCAUCCGGAAAGGCUGCCGCCGGCGGCUGGCGGCGGCGUCGGCGGCGGAGGACUUGGCGGCGGCUCGGCCCCAGGCGACUCGAGUGACAGCGGUGGCGGGGGGAGCGGGAACGGUACCGGUACGGGUACCGGCGCAAGCAGGAUGUUAGGCGGAUUGCUGGGAUUUGCAAAUGGGGCCAGCGAUAUCAACGGGGACAUGGCUGGGGUGACGGCGCCGCGGAAGACGUACUGCUGUUCGAUAGAGUACGGCCUUCCUGGUGGCAGCGAGUACGUGUCAAUACCGAUGGAGGCGGUGUGGGACGACCUGGCCGCCAACCUGACGGUCCGCGUGUCAGGCGAGACAGAGGGGGAUCCGGACUCCAUCCUCCGCACGCUCGAUGAUCCCGCCUCCUGGUUCAAUGUGACGGGUGAUGACCCCCUGCGCCCCGUGUGGGUGGAGGUGGUUUUCCCGCCGCACAUGCGAGUGGUGGAGCUGACCAAAUACACGUUUUCACAUGGCAUGAAUAUGUCGGCACAUAUGUUUCCGUACGGCAUCAGUGACUCAUCCUGGUUUCAAAUGAAGGGUAUGUGCACGCAGGUCGUGUGGCGCCGACUCCGCAUCGUGGCGGGCGAGGACGGCUCUCAGCAAGUCCGGCUGAGCAUCCGUCGUCUGAAGCUGUAUGGCCGUGUGGAGGUCAGCCUGCUGCGAGAGCCGGACGGCCGGGACGUGGUGGCGGCGUGGCGGCGGCGCAAGGAGGCGGAUACGGAGCUAGUAUGGCAGCGGCCGGCCCUGACCCCCGACGAGUUGGCUCUCUUGGAAAAAUCCGCCUCGAGCGACGGGCUGUACUCCAUUCGUGUCAAGACGGACCGAGGGACACUGUUAUCAUCCGUGCCGGCCAAGUGCCUGCUGUUGGAUAACUUAAAGGAGCAGGUCGAACUCCAAGCCGGCCACGACGGCUUCAUUGAGUCCUUCAAUUAUGGCGUCGAGUCCUGCUCAUCCGCUGGUGCACCGGGGGCCGCUGCUUCCGGCGGCGGCGGCGGCGGAAUCCCCGAUGGCUCUGGCACCGGCGUGGGGCCCCGGCCUGACCGACUGCCCGUGCAGGUUAAGGUGCCAGCGCAGGGCCCGACGCUACUCAUGCCUGAGGUGUUGGGCGAGUUCUCCGACGUGUAUGUGGAUGCGACGGAGGCGGGAAGUGUGGGCGCCGCGGCGUACGAUCCUAACGCCAAGCCGCGGACGUUGCCCUCGGGGGGAGCUGGUGGCCAGGCAGGGGCGCGGAGGGGCGGGCCGCCGCCCAAGGAUGAGCGGACAUGGCUGCAGAAGAACUGGCUUUACGUGGUGGCCAUCGGUAUGAUGGUCCUCAACGUCGUCGCCAAGGCCAAUGUGCCGCCGCCGCAGCAGGGUGGGCCCGGGGCAGCCCCAGGCGGAGGUGGUGGUGGAGCUGCGCGCCGUAGCUGAACCUGUCUUACACGCGCCGCGGCUGCAAGCUCCCCAUGUGUGUUUUGUCUUUCAUGGGAGGUUAAUGCCAAAGCCGCUGCCGCAGCUGCUGCCACUGCCUCGCUAUCCCCGGCGUUUUCAGCAGAGGAUUGAACCUCUUGGGUGUCGGGUAUUUUGGGCGUGUCGGAUACAUUGGGUGCGCACACCUGGCAUGCAUAAGCCUGGUCAAAGGCCUAGGUGGCCAUGCUGUGCCAACCUCUGGUCUAGAUUGCCCUAGUCUGUGUGUGUCGGUACGUAUUGCACGUAUGGGUAUGAUGAGCCGCGCAGCGAAGGCUCGCGGCUGUGCUGUACUGGUUUCCACGCAUGUGGCGGUGGCAGUUAAGCAGGCCGUAGCCAUGUGGGCAUGCAGCUGCCAGGUAAGGUGACGCAGCACAGCGCGAGAUGAUGAGUCUAGGGGUGUGCCCGGUGUUGGGAAAAGUGGCCGUGUGUUUUAGCGCCUUAUGCAUGCUCUCAGUCACUAUUUCCGCUUGCAAAGGUGGCCGCGGGUCCUCCAUGCUGCAGGAGUGCUUGCCAGAUACGGAUGAUUUGGGUUCGGCCUCGCACAUUACGAGGUGUUAAGAGUUUGAGGACUG
This is a messenger RNA of Volvox carteri f. nagariensis, 2972 nucleotides long. RefSeq lists its product as uncharacterized. Gene Ontology annotation, molecular function: protein binding. NCBI's taxonomy places the organism in Eukaryota, Viridiplantae, Chlorophyta, Chlorophyceae, Chlamydomonadales, Volvocaceae. The coding region runs from base 1 to 2361 and encodes 786 amino acids. The transcript has 15 exons. The record is from RefSeq and is a predicted model, not a curated record.